AUGCUGGCUUCGCUGACUUCUUCAAGUUCGCCGUUUUGGAACUCCUUUAAACCUAAGCCAAAGGAAUCCGACGAUCAGUCCAAGCAAAAUAAUAAUCAAGAUCACCAAAAUGAACAAAAACAACAAAAACAACAAUCUCAUCAACAACUUCCUUCACAGCCAGAGCUUUUCCCAAAACAUUCACAGCCUCUAUUUUCUAAAUACACCACAGCUAAACGUAUGGCCCACGAUGACGAAGAUGAAGUAUUCCCCUCAGCCAUGGAACUCACAGUUCUCGGUGAUCUCAUUGAACAGCUCAAAACAAUGAUUGUAGAAGAAGUCGACAAACUACCCUCAGACACUCUUGCUACCAACUCUAACAAUAAUUCCAAUAAUAAUAACUCAUGUACAAAUAAUUCAAACUCUUCAGCAUCAAAUACAACACAAGUAGGCCGCUCGCCAAGCAUGCGCAACAGGCCACGACCACUUUCAGGACUCGGGCUUGCAGGGCUUCAACAAUCGCCCCAAUCGCCAAAGCGACAUCACUCUCGAUCCCAAAGUCGAUCCUCAGUCCUUUCUGGGGUUGAUCCUUCUGCAGCUGCGUCGCUUAAUGGCAUUCUUAAUGCUCACCGCACAACUGCACUUUACCCCUACUGCGAGGUUGUGGGUGAGCACACUUUAAAGCUCGCGGAAAAUGCGACGCAAUGGGGGUGGGCCCUCGAAACAUUCCGUGCUUUGGCUGAAAUUUAUAAAGUGCUGGAAAUUAAUCUACUCGACAAGUGUCCUUGCGCAUACAUUCUGACCACAAUGAGUCUUUUGGCCUGCAAUAUGUGCAAGCCCCUGGAGGCUCGGAGCGAUUAUGACAAGUCGGCUGUCGCGGGUCACAGCCCAAGUACUUGUUCAAGUAGCAGUAGUGCGGGGACUGUUACUGGUAAGGAGGAACAAAGCAACAAUAACGUUUCUGUACAGAAUAAUCGCAGUAGCAGUAGCCGGUUGCUGAGCAAAAAGGAUGUGGAGCACAUUAAUGAUGACCUGUGCACUCACGUUCUGGGAUACUUUGCAACUCUCGUGACUACAACAAGCGCACUAACCUCUUCAACAAGCUUGAAUCUCAUCCUCGGUCAAGCCGUUGGGUAUCUUUUGGCCCACGUCCGAUUGACUCCUAAAUUUACAAAGACCUUUUUUGAGAAUUUGCGCGUGUCGCAACGCCUCUUUUGGUACCCACGCAACCAUUCUCUACGCCAAUGGCGGCUCUAUUGGCUGCGUGUGGUUAUGGACAGAGUUCUUGUGUACCAGGAGUACUUGAAGCAGGCGUCCAGUAACAAUAAUCAUUCUAAUAAUAACCAGCCUUCAUCAGCUGGGCUCUCGGAAGACUCGUUUGCUGCAUCCCUGAAUGUUAACCUUGAAAAUCUAUCAGUUUCUGCAGACAAUACCCAUGAACGAUCCGAUUCCGUUUCUUCUUCUUCGUCUAGUAACUUGAGCUCUCCAGCCCUCAGCAGCACAACAACUGCAAGCACAACUGCAACUAGUCUUUUGAGUCCUGCUGUGGCCACCACAGCUGCCGCUAAUUCUUCGGCGCGUGUUGCUGCGCACCUCAUUCCGCGCAAUGUUCAUGACAUUCCUAACAACAACAAUCUUAAAAAGAUUCAAGGAGUCUGUUUGGAUGAGUUGUAUCUAGGGGUCACGGAAGAAACCGACGAGAUGCUGAAACAACAGGCCGAUGCUAUCUUUGGCAUUCAAACUCAAAGCAAAACUGAAUACGUGUAUCCAACUCUACUCGAAAGCGCAGAAGCUUAUUUGUGUGCUCUGGAUCAUACUCCCAAAGACCUGUUACAAACACAGCGAUCAACUUUAUCAUUGACUGCGGUUCCCUCAAUGCCCACUGCACCCUCUGGAACUGCUGUGGCUGCAGCCAUGACAGGAACCAGUCUUGCUGGAGUCUCAAUGACGGCACAAGGUCUGGGAUUACAAUUCCAACAGCCACAACAGCAGCAACAACACUCCAAACUGGGGUUGGCCAGCCAUUACCGUUUUGGAGGAGGCAGUUCAGGAGCUUCACCGACCCCUACACGGCCAGUAUCAGUUGUUUCUGUGAAUAGCAUGUCUCCUCCUGCGUCUAUUGCUGAGUGA
Molecule: messenger RNA, 2109 nt
Organism: Magnusiomyces paraingens
Lineage: Eukaryota; Fungi; Ascomycota; Dipodascomycetes; Dipodascales; Dipodascaceae
Exons: 2
Coding region: 1-2109 (702 amino acids)
Source: RefSeq, a predicted model, not a curated record